This is a messenger RNA of Tuber melanosporum (Perigord truffle), 1319 nucleotides long. RefSeq lists its product as uncharacterized. Lineage: Eukaryota; Fungi; Ascomycota; Pezizomycetes; Pezizales; Tuberaceae. Bases 206 to 1084 code for a protein of 292 amino acids. The transcript has 2 exons. The record is from RefSeq and is a predicted model, not a curated record.
CUCGGAGCUUAUCUUCAUACAUAACAGCUGUCCUUACCUGAACCUGCCCUGUGUACUUUAUCAUACCUUACAUAUCGAUAGCUCGCUCGCGGUUCUCCAACUCUACACUCUACCCGCGUUCAUCUCAGUACCCCUCUUUGUUCGCUAUCCUUUGACAUACGGAGACUAAACGGAGCGAAACGAAACAGGCGUCAAAAAAAAAGGAAUGUCCCAAACAUUCAACACCAAGUCGCCCACAAUUAAGCGAAUACUCCGGGAAGCCGAAGAACUCUCCAAAAACCCAGCGGAAGAUUAUCACGCGGCGCCGCUCGACGAAAAUCUCUUUGAAUGGCAUUUUACCCUGCGCGGGCCGCCCGGCACCCCGUACGCGGAGGGCAUCUACCACGGGCGCAUAACCCUCCCACCACACUACCCCCUCCGCCCACCCAGUUUCCGCUUCAUGACGCCGAGCGGGCGCUUCGAGAUGAACCGCGAGAUAUGUCUCUCGAUUUCCGGGCAUCAUGAGGAUACUUGGCAGCCAGCAUGGGGGGUGCGUACGGCGGUUGUGGCGCUGAGGGGGUUCAUGGAGACUGAGGUGAAGGGACAGGUUGGCGGGAUUGAGUGCGAUGACGAGACCAGGCGUGGAAUUGCGAAGGAGACAGGGGAGUGGAGGUGUGGUGCGUGUGGUGGGAGAAGUAAUGGCGAGAUAUUGGAGGGGUGUAGGAUUCUGGCCGAGGAGAUGGGGAAGGGGAAGCAGGUGGGGGAGGGAGGGGCAGAGGGGAGUGUAGAGGGGAUUAAGAUUGGGUAUAGGGAUGAAGCAUCGAAGGCGCAAGGAGGUGGUGCUACUAUUGCUGAGUCGAGUUCUGUCACUGCGGGGGAGCUGGAUACCUCUACCGCGCACCAACCAACGACGCUACCAAACCCCCAUCCCCACCAACACUCCCGGCCAUCCCUUCUCCCCAUGCUGCAACCGCAACUGCAACUGCAACUACCACUACGAGCGCCGGCACAAGAAACCCAAACCCCCUGGCUAGACAAACUAAUCCUAGCCCUAAUCGCCGUCCUAAUCGCACACGUUAUUAAGAAGAUUGCGUCGCACCUUUGAGCCUUCCCCAGUUCCUUUAUUUCUUUUAUAUGUUCCCCUGGAGGAGUGGGCUGGAUAUGCCAUGGAUGGAUCUCUUUAAGCUUGCUUCACUUGGUUUAUUUGUUCACUUGGUUUUUCCAAAAAAAAAAAAAAAAAAAGGGAAAAAGUGGGGGUAUAUCAGGUGCAUCGUGAGAUAUUUUGACGAAAUAAGUUGUCUUUUUAUUUAUAUCCUGGGAAUUUACACGAUUUUGGUUUC